Messenger RNA from Rhinocladiella mackenziei CBS 650.93, 1260 nucleotides. RefSeq lists its product as uncharacterized. NCBI's taxonomy places the organism in Eukaryota, Fungi, Ascomycota, Eurotiomycetes, Chaetothyriales, Herpotrichiellaceae. Gene Ontology annotation, molecular function: dipeptidase activity. The transcript has 4 exons. The record is from RefSeq and is a predicted model, not a curated record. The coding region runs from base 1 to 1260 and encodes 419 amino acids.
AUGUCCACCGUCACUCUAGUUACAACUGCAGAGCCUGCCCACACGACUGCGGCUGAAGAACAGACAGUAAGUGACUCUAUCGAUGCAAUUGACAGAGAGCUUCGCGAAAUUAGUCUCAAGAUUCAUGACAACCCUGAACUCAGGUUUGCCGAAUUCAAGGCCCACGACAACAUCAUAGCCUUCCUUCAAUGUCGCGGAAUAUCCGUCACCCCUCAUGCUUACGGUCUUGAGACUGCCUUCUCAGCCGAGUAUGGAAGCGGUGGCCGGGUCGUCACAUUCUGCUGCGAAUACGACGCACUUCCUCAGAUAGGUCACGGUUGCGGCCACAAUCUCAUCGCGACCUCUGCGAUUGCAGCUUUUCUCGGCGCCGUCAGUGCAAUCGAGCAGUCUGGUGGUGCUGGGCGUGCCCGCCUCCUAGGCACGCCGGCCGAAGAGGGUGGCGGGGGCAAGAUCAAGCUAAUCGACGCUGGCGCAUUUCAAGAUGUCGAUGCGUCGAUUAUGAGCCACCCUUUCCCAGUUGCUCCUGAAACGAAAGAAGUGAGCGGUGUUGCAUACGGGAACUGUCUCGCGGUUCUCGCCUUUCGAGCCACAUUUGAGGGAAGAGCCGCACAUGCUGCUUUCUCGCCAUGGCUGGGAGCAAAUGCACUCGAUGCGGCCACGUUGACGUACAGUGCCGUGAGCAUGCUGCGACAACAGACUCGGCCAACUGAUAUCAUAGGGCUUAUUAUUGAGAACGGAGGAGCGAGUAGUAACGUCAUCUCAGAACGGACAGUUAUGAGUUGUAAUGUAAGGGCGAAGACUCUUAAGGAUUGCGUUGAGCUGUUAGACCGGGUACACAAGUGCCUUGAAGGAGCUGCGCUUGCUACUGGAUGUACCUUGAAGACCGAAACCAUACACGACCCAUACGCCGAUCUACGAUCCAACAAGACGUUGUGCUCUAUCUUCACCGACACCAUGUCAAGGUUCCACAAGACGUAUAAGUGCGAUCUGGAGAACGUGCACGAUGGACCUUACGGCACAGAUAUGGGAAAUGUCUCUUAUGUCUGCCCUUCGUUCCAUGGAACUUUCCACAUUGAAACGCCUCCGGGUGUGGCCUUGCACUCUGCCGAAUUCGCCGCCGCUGCAAGGACACAGCAGAACCAUGAAAUUAUGAUCGAAGUCGCCAAAGGCAUGGCUGUGACAGCUUGGAAGGUUUUGUCCGAUGAUGCCAUCGCUACGCGGAUGAAAGAAGACUUUGAACAAGAUACAUUACUACGAUAG